AUGAGUUCCUCCACCGAUGCUGCCGCCGUCGCGGCCCCGCCCAAGAAGACGUCGUGGCCGGAGGUGGCCGGGAAGACCAUCAAGGAGGCUAGGGAGAUCAUCCUCAAGGACAUGCCCGACGCCGACAUCGUCGUCCUGCCCGAGGGUUCCCCGGUGACCAGGGACUUCAGGACCAACCGCGUCCGCAUAUUCGUCGGCACCGUCGAAGGAACCCCCCACGUCGGCUAGAUUUGGUGCUCUUGCUUCAUGUUAACAGCCAGCAUACUCAUAUGCUCGCUCACGAAUAAAUGAAGAAUGGAUCCGUCCAGUUUGAUCUUGUAAUCCUGUUUGCGUGAAGUACAAUAAUCGAUCCUCUGUUUGCUUUGUGCUGUGUGAA
Lolium rigidum is the source of this 376-nucleotide messenger RNA. Its product is annotated as subtilisin-chymotrypsin inhibitor-2A-like. Bases 1 to 228 code for a protein of 75 amino acids. Gene Ontology annotation, biological process: response to wounding. Gene Ontology annotation, molecular function: serine-type endopeptidase inhibitor activity. Lineage: Eukaryota; Viridiplantae; Streptophyta; Magnoliopsida; Poales; Poaceae. The transcript has a single exon. The record is from RefSeq and is a predicted model, not a curated record.